Molecule: messenger RNA, 603 nt
Organism: Meyerozyma guilliermondii ATCC 6260
Lineage: Eukaryota; Fungi; Ascomycota; Pichiomycetes; Serinales; Debaryomycetaceae
Gene: GAR1
Product: H/ACA snoRNP pseudouridylase subunit
Exons: 1
Coding region: 1-603 (200 amino acids)
Biological process (GO): ribosome biogenesis; snoRNA guided rRNA pseudouridine synthesis
Cellular component (GO): box H/ACA snoRNP complex
Molecular function (GO): box H/ACA snoRNA binding
Source: RefSeq, a predicted model, not a curated record
AUGAACAGAGGCAGAGGAGGAAUGAGAGGUGGCCGUGGAGGCCGAACCGGACCGCUGCAGUUCCAGCAAGGACCCCCCGACACAGUAUUGGAGAUGGGGACGUUCAUGCAAUCAUGUGAGGGCGAUAUCGUUUGCCGGUCAGUGAAUGUCAAAAUUCCAUAUUUCAAUGCUCCGAUAUAUCUUGAGAACAAAAGCCAGGUGGGAAAGGUUGACGAGAUCUUGGGACCGCUCAACGAGGUGUUUUUCACCAUCAAACCCUCCGAAGGAAUCCAGGCCGAUUCGUUUAAGGAGGGAGACAAGUUUUACAUUGGACCCGACAAGUUGCUUCCAUUGGAGAGAUUUUUGCCCAAACCGGUGCAACACGGACCCAAGCCUAAGCGUGUAGGAGGCGGUGGGGGCCGUGGAGGCCGUGGUGGCGCCAGAGGUGGCAGAGGUGGCUCCUUUGGAGGCAGAGGUGGCUCUUUCGGUGCUCGUGGGGGAAGAGGUAGAGGAGGAUCAUUUGGAGGCAGAGGAGGUAGAGGCGGCUCGUUUGGAGGAAGAGGUGACUUUGGUGGUAGAGGCAGAGGCGGUUCUUUUGGAGGGAGAGGAAGAGGACGUUUUUAA